AAGGAAAUUUCUACAUUUUUCAAAAAUGAUCAGCAGGAUUUUCAUCGCUUGCCUGUUUCUCGGGAUGUACAGUACGGGCUCCUCGCUAAGUUGCAAAUGGAUUGUAAAACAUCCAGGAAACACAAAGAGUCAAUUCAGUCUGUACAACAAAAUAGCUUUAGAUUUCCUUGAUAUGAUGAUUACUAACACCACUAAGGAUGCUGAAAUUGAGCACAACGUAGCUUUCCCUAAUCGACUGUAUCGCCAGACGUCCAAAGCAACAGAUGAGGAUAAACUGGCUUUCAUAGUUCAGAUUCUGAAGGAGGUGUUUGACCUGUUUGAGAAGAAUCGCAGCUCUGCAUCAUGGGAGGAGAACACAGUGGAGAACUUUCUCAAUAUAGUCAACAAAACAGCUGAAGAGCUUCACUCCUGUAUUGGAAGCCACAGCAAUACGACACAGCUGACGCAUUUCAAGAGACUUUCAAAUGAAACCUUAAAGGACAAUGGUUACAGUGCUGAAGCCUGGGAGAAGAUCAGGAACAUAACAAGCCCAUCUGAGACAAUGUGAAUUCCUGGUUACAUCUCUGGGAACUGCCCACUAAAACUUGUCUAUCGG
Molecule: messenger RNA, 595 nt
Organism: Oreochromis niloticus (Nile tilapia)
Lineage: Eukaryota; Metazoa; Chordata; Actinopteri; Cichliformes; Cichlidae
Product: interferon a3-like
Exons: 5
Coding region: 26-547 (173 amino acids)
Biological process (GO): response to exogenous dsRNA; defense response
Cellular component (GO): extracellular region
Molecular function (GO): cytokine receptor binding
Source: RefSeq, a predicted model, not a curated record